AUUGGAGAUACUUUGCCAGAACUUCUACUGCUGAAUUGUCGAGAAUCUCAAUCAGCAUACUAUAUCAGCUGUGCACAUUGUAAGGCGAUGGCAGAGGAAGAUCCGCAAUGGAAGUUGGAAUGGGACAACACUAUCCGGGCUGCAGAACGUGCAUUGGAAGAGGACCGUCUCCUGGGUGAAAAUUUUUGAAGAUUCUAAUGCCUGUAAAAUUCAGCCUAUUGCUUUGAAUAUUGCUUUGAAUAUUGACCUUGUAGCAUAGUCUAAAUACGUCGCUGUAUCUGUACAUAUCUAUCUGCAUAUCCUACAUAGAUUGCGGCUGGUUUUGACCCAAUACUUGAUCGCCGACUCGUUCCCGAUUUCCCACGACUAUGUCGUCCGAAGUACCGUUUCCCCGUCAUGAACAUCUGCAUGAAUAUUCAGAUCGCCGAAGUACUGCAGCGCACAGUCGCCCACAUUUUCCGCCACUUCCAGAUCUUCGUUUCGAAGUGACAUAUCUUCAAAGCAUUAAACCCUACAUUCGUUUUCACCACCGUCCUGCCAAUGCGAAAACAAAAAUACCGAAUUUUGCUGGAAUCGACCAGAUUACGUCAAUGAAAACAGAAUCCCCGCAACUAUUGGAGAGAGAGGAGCUGAUAGAGAUAGAAUGGAUGGGCGUGUUAUGGAUCACGGUUCGAGACCAGAUAAUAAGCCCUUUGAUACAAGGAACUCUCUGGGCACUUGUUUCGUUCUAUAUAUCUCCAUUCUCAGCUCGGGUUGGGCAUGAGCUUGUAGAACGUCUACCUUCACGUCCCACUUCGACCAAAAAAGAAGGACGAGGCGCUGGAUUGUUACGCGACUGGGUACAAGGUCUGGGGUUGUCUUCAAGUACCAGAUGAUCAGUAUAAAACUAUCCAGGCUGAGGUUACGCAUUUGUAUCUGGUCAUAAUAAGAACCCUUGGAAGACAAAUUCAAAGUGGAUUUUUGAGUCGUGGCAUGAUCAUCCCCCCGAUGAAACUCUUCAAACUGCGAUCGCUCAUUUUCUGGAUACCUUGUCUGUUGAGUGUGCUCGAAGGAUUAUGGAUUUGUAAUGAGUCUAGCCAGACCGGUGACGCCGACGCUGAGGAGGCUCCUAACGGAAUGAUAUCGAACGUAUAGCUUUGCGUCGAGGUCUGGAAGAGUUCAACUAUGUGGUACUCCCGGUAUCCUCAAACCGACUUUUGCU
This is a messenger RNA of Lentinula edodes (shiitake mushroom), 1201 nucleotides long. RefSeq lists its product as uncharacterized. Lineage: Eukaryota; Fungi; Basidiomycota; Agaricomycetes; Agaricales; Omphalotaceae. The record is from RefSeq and is a predicted model, not a curated record. The transcript is spliced from 4 exons. Gene Ontology annotation, molecular function: mitochondrion autophagosome adaptor activity. Gene Ontology annotation, biological process: mitophagy. Bases 369 to 875 code for a protein of 168 amino acids.